This is a messenger RNA of Austrofundulus limnaeus, 2196 nucleotides long. RefSeq names its product PARP1 binding protein (gene parpbp). Gene Ontology annotation, biological process: negative regulation of double-strand break repair via homologous recombination. Lineage: Eukaryota; Metazoa; Chordata; Actinopteri; Cyprinodontiformes; Rivulidae. The transcript is spliced from 11 exons. Gene Ontology annotation, cellular component: chromatin. The record is from RefSeq and is a predicted model, not a curated record. The coding region runs from base 89 to 1861 and encodes 590 amino acids.
GAAGAAACCAGACGUCAACUGGUUUAAAUGUUUGAAACCAGUUGCUUCCUUGUGGAGUUUUGAUGCUGCAACAAUUUAACAGGAAAUCAUGGAAGUGUUUGGGGAUCGUAUCAAGCUGGUGGUGAAAACCUUCAGGAGGGAGUGCCACAGGGUUCUGCAGUCAGAAAGAACCACCAUUCAUGGAGCUGACGGCAUGCUGAUGAUGCUGCAGCUGGCCAUGGCAGAAGUUAAUAAGCAGCUUGGCGGAGAGUUCAGAGUGGCUCUGAGUGACGUCCUGAUGGCCUGGAAACACUUAUUGUUAGGCAAACUCCACCUGCCGCCCCCCAGCUCUGCACGCUUGGAGAACUAUGAUCUCAUCCUGGAGGCAUACGAAUCCCUCCUGAAGCGCUCCAACACCAUGGAUCUGGUUGACGUUCUCUCCAUGUACAAACAGCUGAGAGUGGUGGACUCUGACCCAGAGGAGCCUGUAAGCCCGACCCAGCUGUUUGACUUUCUAACCAGUAACGUCGAGGUCCCAGAUUUGCCAGACUCAUCAGUCACUUCAACACCGUCUAGUAAAAGCAGGUCCUGCAGCUUCCAGGUCAAAAUGGCUGUGAGACGAGUGUUCUGCUCCUACCUGAGUUUGCUGGUGAACUCCAAAAACGACCUGGCCUUGGCGCUCACCCUCGAUGUCCCGACUCGAUCUCUGGGACAACAGGCGUUUACUGACAUCAAGCACGCCGCGUAUAACAGCAAAACGUCUCUGUUCUUGGCUGUGACAUCUUUUAUAAGAGCCAUCCAGCUUGGAGGAAAGGGCUACGCUCCAGCAGAGUCUGAUCCACUCAGGAAACAUGUCAAGGGUCUGUCCGGCUAUGUCCAGUUUCUAGACAACCUGGAAGAAAUACUGGGGGAGAGUCCUGACCCAAGCGUUUGUGGAGCCAGGCUGCUGUCGGCCAUCAGGGCUGCGCUGGUGAAGGGACGCAGCAGCGGAGAUGCUGUUUACGCUGCGGCAGAACACGCUACAACCGAGCUGAAGGAGAGGAUCGUCCAAAUUCAUCAGCUCCAGAAACAGACUGCUAACGAGCGUGGGACAGGGAUAAGUCCUGCCAGGCCGAAAGCAUAUGCGGUCAAUCACGCCACUGCAUAUGUAGGUCGAGACACUGUGAAGGUGCUCGUGUCGCUGCUGGACGAAGAAGCGCUGGUGCCUCCGUGUCCGAACAAGGCAGACCUGCUGUCUGAGGAUCAGCCYGUCCUCAGUGGAGCCGAGGGAACCUGCAUCCUCAUGCUGUUCAGAUCCCCUGAAGUGCCUGCUGGAUGUUCUCCAGAACCCCUGAGGAACAGAGUCCAGAGUCGGCUCAACCUGCUCAAACCCAAGCUCAAAGACAAUGCAAUACGAUCCCAGUUUGCCUGCACAUACAAAGAUGAAGAGCUACCACUCAACCGAAUCCUGGACUUCCCAUCCACCAGCCAGAUGCCGACCUGCCUGCACCCAGCACCCAAGCUAAAAACCACCUUACAUGUGGUUGACAGCAUCGGCCCUGAUGUGGAAGAAACUAGAGGAGCAGCCAAGUCGACCCGCGAACGCCGGAAAAAAGAGCACAGUAAGGCACACCAGGAGACUCUCAGGCAGAGAAGUGGAAACGCUCAACGCGAAGGUGCAGGAUCGAGUGAAAAGAGAGCUGGCGAUCGGGCGCAGAACAAGGGUAACAAGAGGAAGCAGCUGGAUUCUGAUCAGCACAGCAGAUCUGAGAAUGAGCCUCCAGAGAAGAAACCGCACGCUCAUGUGUCAGUCAAAGUGCCCGGCAAACAUGUCUGCAAGACCUCAAAUAAAAAGAAGCUACUAGCUGGACAGGCGAAGCUAACCAGCUUCYUCAGGGUUUAGACUUCACUUUCAACAAACUGUAACACAAUUGGGUUUUAAAAUGUUUGUGAAAAUUAACUUAAUAGUUGAUUUCACCCUCUGGCACAUUUUGGUGCAUGACCCCUCCAAAACACUAUUUAAUUAUCUUACAUUUUGUCACUUUUUCAUUUUUCAAAAGUUUAAUGAAAUGUUUACUAUCAUUCAGUUUUGCUGUUACGCAAUGAAAAUUAGUUGUCGUUUCAAAGUUGCCUAAAACAGGCAGAAUUGGCUAAUGGCAGCUAACUCAGAUUUGUUUUUCUACUUUGUAAACAAGCAGGGUAAAAUGGUUGUUUAAGAACAUUUGAUAUUUUAAAUUG